UUUAUCGACUUUGGAUCCAAUAAAUCGAAUGUUUCCAUCGUAUUAAUAAAUUCGCAGACUGGACUCGGUAAAUCCCGGAUUUAGGAGCACGAUGGAGACAUAAUCUUUGUAACAAAAGCAAGAAAUGGAACGGUUCGACAUCCGAUUGGUGGUUAGAAAAACAUGGAGACCAGUGAUCGAUCAAAAAGUUGUUCAUCCUACGUUGACACGACUUCAAGUAGUACGUAGAACAAUUUCGGUAGUAGUUUUUUACAAUGCAGUUUAACUAAUUAACUGGAAAUGGUAUAAAAUAUUUCUUUCUCUCAUAUUUUAACCUUCAAAACAUUAUAUAUAUAGCUACGAUACUACAUGUAGUUACAUGUUUCAUUGGACCAGCUGAUCCUACAACGGAACAAUUAUGCACAACUAUGUAAUCCGAGCUUAAGUUAAAUUCUGAUUCUAUGACAGUUUAAGUAACAACGGAUCAGCAGGUGAUUGAAUAUAACCUACGACUGCAAAAUGGACAGAGAGAAAGAUAAAAUAGACACGAAACCGAUAAAAUAUUCUUCCAUCAAAGAUAUGGGCCUUGUGGAUCCAGAGCAACGUUUAAAGGUUCUCUCGGAUUACGGAAGUUCGAUUGAAAUAGAUAAAAAUAUUCAAGCUCGAAAAUAUUUUCGAUCAGGAGUAGAAAUGUUACGAAUGGCUGAGGUCUACAUGGAUGAAGGGAGCCUAGAAAAUGCUUACACAUUGUAUAUGAAAUUUGUGACAAUUUUUGUUGAGAAAAUAAGAAAUCACCCUCAAUAUGGUACUGUACCAACAAAGGAUCGUGUAAUGAACCAGCAAGCAUUGCGAGAAGUAUUACCAAAAGCGGAAGCUCUUAAAAAACAGUUGUUGGAGCAGUAUCGGCUGGAACUGGCUAAAUACUUGCACGAUGCUGAAGAACGAGAGAAAAUAGAGGAGGAGAGACUGAAAAAAGAAGAAUUACAAAGGUUAAAGGAAGAGGAAGAACGAAAAAAUAAAAUAGCUACUCAAAUAGCAGCAAAGGCUGCAAAAGUUGCAAUAAAUGCCGCUGCUAUAACAUUGGGUGAUGAAUCUAAAUCCAAAAAGAUAUAUCCAAUGGUAUCCAAAUCGUAUGCUGCAGUUGUAAGUGAGGAUGCACAGUCAUCUUUGGAAAAGAAAACACCAAUGAUAGAUCGUUCAACCAAACCAUCGAUGACGAUAAAUUCUAAAUAUCUUCUACGGGAUAUGAUUGUCCCGAACAGAUUGAUGCAAGAGUUUCUAACCCUAGCAUUUAAUAAUACCGUCAACAACAAGGAGACUUGUGGCGUACUGGCUGGAAAACUAGAAAGGAACAAACUGCUAGUGACACAUCUAUUAAUUCCAAAGCAGACUGGAUCACCUGACUCUUGUAUUACUCAUAACGAGGAAGACAUUUUCGAUUAUCAAGAUCAACACAACUUGAUUACACUUGGAUGGAUACAUACUCAUCCAACUCAAACUGCAUUUUUGUCCAGCGUUGAUCUCCACACUCAUUGUGCAUACCAAUUAAUGAUGGCUGAAGCAGUCGCUGUUGUUUGUGCACCAAAAUAUGACGAAACAGGACUUUUCACUUUAACUCCAGAUUACGGUUUAGAUUUUAUUGCAAGCUGUCGAGAAUCUGGAUUUCAUCCACAUCCAUCUGAACCACCACUUUAUACGAAAGCGAAUCAUUGCAAACUGGAUCCCUUAGCUUCUGUGGUUGUGGUGGAUUUGAGGAAGAAAUGACGUCUUUUUUACAUUCAACACAGAGUACUAAGUUUAGCUUUUGUAACUUUUCACUUCGGCGAUUACUUGUAGCAACGGGUUGAUUUCAAAUUAUUUCAAAUGCUCGAGCACUAUUUGCAUACAUUUCAAAAUAAGGUAACAAUCAUUAAUUUUAUAACACUACAGACCGUGGCUAUAUGCUCCGCAGCUAACAUGAUUCUUAUAUUUUAAUUAGAAAGCGCACAGUACUUUAUUACCUUGCGUUCUCUUGGAUAUAGUCAUUUUAAAUUAUUUGUCAGCAGCAAGUAGGUAAAUAUUGGAUUUAAUCAAUUAUAAUUUAUUAACAGUAA
Messenger RNA from Orussus abietinus, 2072 nucleotides. Its product is annotated as STAM-binding protein-like A. The transcript has 9 exons. Gene Ontology annotation, biological process: protein K63-linked deubiquitination. Lineage: Eukaryota; Metazoa; Arthropoda; Insecta; Hymenoptera; Orussidae. Gene Ontology annotation, cellular component: membrane; endosome. Bases 499 to 1743 code for a protein of 414 amino acids. Gene Ontology annotation, molecular function: protein binding; K63-linked deubiquitinase activity; metal-dependent deubiquitinase activity. The record is from RefSeq and is a predicted model, not a curated record.